This is a messenger RNA of Nasonia vitripennis (jewel wasp), 2027 nucleotides long. RefSeq names its product GPI transamidase component PIG-T (gene PIG-T). Gene Ontology annotation, biological process: attachment of GPI anchor to protein. Lineage: Eukaryota; Metazoa; Arthropoda; Insecta; Hymenoptera; Pteromalidae. Bases 237 to 1946 code for a protein of 569 amino acids. The record is from RefSeq and is a predicted model, not a curated record. The transcript is spliced from 9 exons. Gene Ontology annotation, cellular component: GPI-anchor transamidase complex.
CGAAUUUAACCUAAAAAUUUGACGGCCACUGGCUCCGGCAUCGGUCGAGUUUAUUUGCUUUGAUUAGUAAGUUGAUUCGUGUCUGCUGACGCUGACAUUCUAAACGUAAAUAUUAAUUGUAAAUACAGCGGAGAAAAUGAAAACUGCAAGUGUUUUGUUGUUAUGACUUAAUUGGUGGAUUAGUCAUUGUAUUGUAAAAAACUUCAUGGUUUUAAUGCCCAGUUAUCAGGUGAAAAAUGGUUCGUUUUCACAAAAUUUUGUUGACUCUGGCAUUUCUUAGUUUAUUUUCCAUUGCCUUGGCGCAGAGUGAUACGUAUGAUGAAGAGCUAAUGUUAAAACCUUUACCUAAUGGCUACGUUUAUGCCUAUUUUCAAUUCACAACAUUAUGGGCUGCUCCUAACACUGCUGAAACCUUUAAGCACACUCACUUAUUUCCUCGAGGAUUAGCAGAGAUUAUUGGCAGACAUUCCGUGGAAGAGUUACACAUAACAUUGACAGAAGGUCUGUGGAACUAUGAAAAGUAUGGAUAUCCAUUUUAUAGCGCUGGGCCUGGAGCAGAAAUAUCUGCAUGGUUUAGUAGAAACGUGUCAGAUGUGGAUCAAGAAUGGAAAGGAUUGACAAAUGCACUUUCUGGAUUGUUGUGUGCUUCAUUAAACUUUGUUAAUCCUGCUAACAGUUUGUCUCCAGAGUUCAGUUUUAGGCCUACUGGUGUUGUAUCAGAAAUACCACAAUCUAGUCAUUUGCGCUACUCGGCAUUACCUCGAGAGACUGCUUGUACAGAGAAUUUAACGCCAUUUAAAAAGCUUUUACCCUGUGAUUCAAGAAAAGGACUUGCAACAUUAUUAAAUUCGGCAUACAUUCACAACACAAACUAUCAUUCUAUCGGUAUUCAUUUCCGUUCAGUCUGUCGCGAUGCAGAAUGCAUGAAACUAUCUCUGGAACUCAAGCAAACAGUUUCUUUGGUCUAUGAUACAGUGACGUUCGAUACUGAGGAUUGGUCGACUCGUAAAUUGUUCGGCAUUGGAUUGCGAGGUGCUUGUCCUCUUGCCACUUUGAGCAACGUCUACGUCGAUUUGACCAACAACGGUACCACCCGCGUGUUCAAGCUUGCGCCAGAACCAUCGGUAACGUCUCUGAGUUUCAGAGGUGGACAGGAAAAUAAAUACGCUAUAUACGAUGUGAGAUCGAAAACGACCGAGGCAGCGCUAAGUAUAGCUACGGUCCACGCUGUACAAAAGUCUUCCGGUAUUAACUACCCGUCAAUUCUAUACGCGAAUAGAUACAUAAUUGGAUAUGGACAGGAGAAAGGAUCGUUGGUGACAAAGCUCUACAAUAAUCAUUGGCAGCCACUGGACAUUAUACUACUGGAAAACGUACCCUGGUAUCUUCCGCUCUACUUACAUUCCAUGAGGAUAACUCGCGACGGAGAGGAGAUCCAACCAUUGGCUCAACGAUACAUUCCGGGGAAGGAGAGAAAGCAGCCGUACUACCUGGAACUCGUGCUGCGGCUACCGCCUCGCUCAGUGACCAGGUUCUCCGUCGACAUUGACUACAUGUUUCUAAAGUGGCAGGAGUAUCCGCCGGAUGCGAAUCACGGCUUUUAUAUGGGACCCGCAAUUAUAACCGCCUCGCUUCCUAUCGCUAGGAACUAUACGGCUCUACCUCAGGACGGUCACACGAUAACUUCCAUAUUCAACGCGACGCGAGAGGGCUACUUGGUGCAGUUACGCACGGAGACACUGCUGAUAAGUCUGCCGACGCCGGACUUUAGCAUGCCGUACAACGUGAUCUGCUUGGCCUGUACCGCUGUCGCUCUGGCCUUUGGACCGCUCCACAAUAUCUCCACGAAGAGGCUCGUGCUCAAGCGCAUCGAGAAGCAGGGCUAUCUGAAUUCCUUUAUGUCCAAGGCGCGACGUUUAAUAGGCCUCAAGGAAAAGACUGCCUAAUUCGGUGCUCGUGUCUUGCUUUUUCAAUUAAUGUUCGAUUAAGCUUUAGCAAUAAGGAUAAUAAAUGAGAAAAGUUUGUAA